Messenger RNA from Ruditapes philippinarum (Manila clam), 2035 nucleotides. RefSeq lists its product as uncharacterized. Gene Ontology annotation, molecular function: DNA binding. The transcript is spliced from 2 exons. NCBI's taxonomy places the organism in Eukaryota, Metazoa, Mollusca, Bivalvia, Venerida, Veneridae. The record is from RefSeq and is a predicted model, not a curated record. Bases 175 to 1950 code for a protein of 591 amino acids. Gene Ontology annotation, cellular component: nucleus.
UUUUUUUACUGAAAACAUAGGUAUCCCGGCACAACCACAAUUCGGCAACAACCCGUUUCCGGCGGCCCUAGAAAGUUUUAGUUUUUUUACCUUCUUUACAUCACAUCCGGGUCAAGUGCGCGCGUUUUGUUUACAAACAUCACAGAAAUGUCACGCAAAUUUAUCUGACGCAAAAUGGAGAUAAGAACCCAUCAUGUGCCAGACAGGGGGUCUUAUAGAACCUAUGAUCCUGACAACUUGUCAAAAGCUUAUUUUGCUGUCAAAGAAGGCAAAAUGUCAACAAAUAAAGCUUCAAAAGUAUUUAAUGUACCUAGAACAACCCUACAGGAUAGACUAUAUGGCAAAGUUGAUAUAGAGACAAUCAAAUCAGGUCCUCAGCCUCUGUUUAACCAGGAGCAAGAAGCACUUCUAGUUGGUCAUUUGAAGACAAUGGAUGACGUGGGUUAUGGCUAUAGCCGCCAGGAAACUUUAAAUUUAGCAUCUGACUAUGCUGUUCAUUUAGGCCUUAGAGAUAAAGAUCACCCACUCACUGAUAGAUGGUUGUAUAAGUUUUUAAGCAGGUGGCCUGAAAUUGGUGUCAAGAAGCCACGUAGUUUAGAAAUUGCAAGGGCAAAGUCUGCCACAAGGGGGGCUGUAGAUGCAUAUUUUGAGGAACUUGGUCAUAUCCUUUCAAAGUACAACCUUCUUAACAAACCUCAUAGGAUUUAUAACAUUGAUGAAAAAGGUCUUAGCACAGAACAUAAGCCACCUAAAGUGAUUGGGGGGAAAUUUUCAAAAUCUCAAGCUGUAACAUCUGGCAGAGGCAAAACGGUUACUUUGAUAGGCUGUGCUAAUGGUGUUGGCCAAGUAAUACCCCCCUACUUUGUUUUCCCUGGAGCCAGGAUGCUUGAUUCCUUGCUGGAUGGAGCAACUGCUGGUGCAGAUGGUGAUGUUUCUGAGUCUGGAUGGUCUAACUCCCAAAUAUUUUGCAAUUACAUUCAGGAGCAUCUUAUCAAGUUUUUGCCUCCAAGAGAUGAUGAUGAUAUUCUUUUACUCUAUGAUGGACAUAAGAGUCACAUAACCAUACCGAUUAUUGAGUGGGCCAAAUCUCAUCAUAUUCACUUGUUUGUGUUACCACCACAUUGUAGCCAUCUUCUCCAACCACUAGAUGUUAGCUGCUUUGGUCCAUUUGAGAUUGCAUGGAAUUCUGCAUGUCACAGUUUUAUUCGUGAAUCUGGUGGAAAUGUAAUUACACGAUAUGAAGUCUGCAAAAUAGCCUGCAAAGUGUAUGCCAGCACUUUAAAUCCUGGAAACAUCCAGUCUGCAUUUAGGAAAAGUGGAAUUUAUCCCUUUGACAAGUCUGUAAUUGAAGAUGCCAAAGUUGCUCCAGCCACAUCUUUUGAUAGGGAUUCUAUAUCUGCCACUGAUGCCCCUGAUCCUACAUCACAUACACCAGUAAAUGAAACAUCUAAGUCUGCCGAGUCAUUCUUAUUGAACCGUGGGGGGAAAAUUCUGCAAAAUGUAAAGAAAGCAAAAAUAAGAAAUACUUUGAGUAAAAUAGUUGGUGGUAAAUGCAUCACAGAAAAUGAAGUAUUUGACAAAAUUAUUGAUCAUGACACAAAACAAAGCUCAAAGAACAAACAAACAAAAAAAACAAACAAAGCAAAUCCAGUUAAAGGUAAAAGGAAAAAAAAUAUAGAGCCCUCUACAUCUGGAAUUCAAACAAAAAAAAUGACACUUAACGAGAAUUUCUCAAGCUCUGAAUCUGAAAUUGAUGAAGAAACCGACAAAUGUAUAGUUUGUAAGAGUUUUUACCCAGAUUCAUCAAAGAAACCACAACUAUUAAUAGUCAACUGGGGACAAUGUGAUACAUGUAAAGGCUGGGUACACUUGUCAUUUUGUUCAUCAGUAAGGGUUAUAAGAAGAGGUGACAAAUUCCUCUGCCCUUUCUGUAGUGACACCAGCAACUAAACUUUUGAUAAAAAAAAAAACAAUUGUAAAUAUGUUUCUAACAGUUAAAAGUGUUAUAACAGUUAAAAUAUUACUUACAGUUUAA